UUAUAGUAUUUUUUUUAUUGAAGAUAAGUCAUGGUAAACGGUAUUUCAAAAAAGUAUUUUUUAAAGCCAAUGACACUUCACGAAUAAAUAAAUAAAAAAUAACAAAAGAUCUUAUUUAAACAGUUUAGGGAGCUCUCAGAAUCGUGUGGCAUUUUCUUUUCUUUAAAAAAAAAUGCUCUCUGUGAAAUCGCAAAGAAGGAAUUAAUAAUAAUAAAGCAUAUCAAUAGUUUAAAAAAACAAUAAACAGGCCUGUUUGAUGAUGCAGAGGUCACAAAUGUUUAAUUUAUUUUUAAGUCCCUAAUGUACGAAUCUACCUGGAUUCACUUAAUAAGAUUAUAAAUUAAUGCUUUAUUUUGUCAAAUUUAUACAAAAUCCUACUAAACUGGUUCUGAUAUGUAGACUGUGUUUACAAGCGGUACCCACAGGAGUCUGAGCCACGCCCACUUUACUUUACCCUCCUAUCAAAUCACCUACCAGUUUCCAUCGCGUCUCAUGAAUAAACAUCAGUUUUUAAUACUACUUCGAGUGGCAAGUACAUGGUGUGGAGGUUUGUUCGGGGGAUUUUGUCAGAAAACCCGUGAACCCCAACAAAUCUCCUAAAAAGAACCGUUUUGCCUCAUUUAAGUCAUCGGGGGACAGCAUGGGGACUGUACGCGCAUCUCUGCUGGGGAUUUUACUGCAGUUAGUCCUGAUCUGCUCUGCACAGAUGGGACCGCCAGGUCCAAGAGGGCCACCAGGACCUCCAGGGCGUCCUGGAUUUUCUGGCAUUGAUGGCAUUGAUGGUGAGAGGGGUCCUGGUCCUGGCCCAGUUGGCCCACCGGGCCCUGUUGGGGAGAAAGGCAGGGACGGAUUAAAUGGGCUUCCAGGAAAACCAGGAGCAGACGGUUUGACUGGGCCACGUGGUGAACCUGGUCCUCUUGGUCCCCCUGGACAGAAAGGUGAACCUGGUGAACCUGGAGCAAGGGGACCCCCUGGUGUUGGAGAGGAUGGUGAAGCUGGUGCUGAUGGGGAGGAUGGAUUACCGGGAGAACUUGGAAAAGUUGGGCCUCCUGGAAGUCAGGGGCCGAGAGGUCCAAUCGGCACAAGGGGACUGCCUGGGCCCAGAGGUCCUCCUGGAGUCUGGGAUGGUAGGGAAUUGUGUCCAAAUGCCUGUACUACUGGUUUGACUGGCCAUCCAGGCCUUGCAGGCAUGAAGGGCCACAAAGGUGUCAAAGGUGAAUCAGGUGAACCAGGAAGACAAGGACAUAAGGGAGAGGAAGGAGAUCAAGGAGGACCUGGAGAGCCAGGCGCGUCUGGACCACCUGGUAAACAGGGUCUUAUAGGAAUCACAGGGAUGAUGGGCCCUAAAGGUGAUAAGGGGGUUCGUGGGAAUGUUGGCGACGUGGGUCCUCAGGGUAUACAGGGCGCCCCUGGUGAUCGCGGACAAAGAGGAAAAGUAGGUGAGAAUGGACCAAAAGGUGCUGAGGGACCUCUGGGAAUGCAGGGACUGAGUGGUUUACCGGGACCAAAAGGAGAAACUGGUUUGCCUGGUGUGGAUGGUCGUGAUGGUAUUCCAGGACUGCCUGCAGUAAAGGGUCUUCCUGGGAAAGUUGGCUCACCUGGUGAGGCUGGACUUCAGGGACUUCCAGGUUUACCAGGUAUUCCAGGAGCAAAAGGCCAUAUGGGUGAAAAAGGAAAUACUGGUGGUCCAGGUGUGGCAGGUCUAAUUGGAAACAAUGGAAAAACUGGUGAGCGUGGUGAGCAGGGAGAGGUGGGACCAGUCGGACCAAGAGGUGGGCCAGGUGAGCGAGGACAUAAGGGUCCUGAUGGGCCUGCUGGCAUGCCAGGAGCAAGGGGAAAUAAAGGAGAUCAAGGUCUUCCCGGUGUUCCAGGGCCUGCUGGCUUUUCUGGGCAAAAAGGAGAUAGGGGUGCUGUUGGUUUUACUGGUCCAAAAGGCGAGCAAGGGCCACCUGGUGAAGAGGGUACAACAGGAGAAAAGGGAGAUUUGGGUGAUGAGGGAGAGCCGGGUGAAAAAGGAUCGACAGGAAAGCUAGGAGAAACAGGAAAUAAAGGACCAGAGGGUGGGCGUGGCCAGCCUGGACCCCUGGGCCCACCUGGAGGACCUGGACCAAGAGGCAUGCAAGGAGACAGAGGAGCACCUGGAUUACCAGGGGGACAGGGACGACGAGGACGAGGACCCACAGAUGAGGCCAUCAAGCAUGUCUGCAUGAGGGUUUUGCAAACUCAUUUUGCUCAGAUGGCGGCCAGUCUGACGAGGCCCGAAUCGGGCAUCCCUGGGUUGACAGGUCCUCCGGGUCCUCCUGGACCUCCAGGGCCUGCUGGAAAUAAUGGCUUCCCUGGGCAUCCUGGGAACAGAGGACUGCCAGGUCUCAAAGGGCCACCAGGUCUUUUGGGCAGAAAAGGACCCAAAGGUGACCAAGGUGACAGGGGAGAUAGGGGUGUCACAUUGCAGGGACCCAAAGGUAUACCUGGACCACCAGGUCUCCCAGGUAACCCUGGUAGCCCGGCAUACGGUAGAGAUGGGCGUGAUGGCCUACGAGGACCGGUAGGUGUUCCUGGAAAUCCAGGCGUGCCUGGGCCACCUGGUCCUCCUGGACUCAACGGAUACUGCGAAUCAUCUCAAUGCAUCCUUCAAGAAGUUCGAGAACCACCAGCAUUAAAGGAGUCCAACAUGAAGGGACCAGACAGUCUAUGAGUGGACGACCAUCAGCGAGUUGAACAUCAGAGCCCAGCAUCUCUGGACAAGAAAAUAAAGAAAGACUAAAGGAGCGACUCCCUUCUGCAAGGAGGUUUCUGUGCUGACGGUACAUGCAAGAGUGAUAAUACUUGUCAAACACUAGAGCGAAGGCCAGAUCACUUCCUGUUACAGUUCCCAGUCAUUCAGCCAUGAAAAAAACGUUUUGACAUCAUUUUGUGAAGUAUUGAUAUCUCUGUUAAAAAUAAAAAUAAACCUAAAUAGUCCCAACAAUAGCAAUGUAAUUGAAGUUUGCGAAAAUACAUGCUCAGGUCUGGUAUGUUUUAAAUAGACUUUUACUGGACGUGUGUGUAAUUGUCUUUAAGCAUACAGUAACACGAAAUGUCACAUCCUGGUUGCUUUAAAAAUUGUAAUAAGGGUAAAGCUACGCUAACAGAAUUUUGUAAAUUUGUCAAUAUUGAACUCUUAAAGCGAUACUCCAGCCAAAUAUCAAAAUUACUCCAUGAUUUACUCACCCUCAAGCAAUUCGAGAUAAAUAUGUCCAUCAUCUUUCAGACGAAACACAUUUUGAAAUUAUUUUAGUGAAUGCCUUUGGUUUUUCAAGCUUAGCGGUAAAAAACAGGGAUCAGGGAACAACUUCAUCAUUCACAGAAGUAAUCCACAUGCCUCCAGGGGGUUAAUAAAGGUCUGUUGUAGGUAAUCGAUGCGAUUUUGUAAGAAAAUUAUCUAUACUUUAUUAACUAUAAUAACUAGCUUCCAGUAACGACGCCAUCUUGUCACUGCGCAACGUACCUAUGGCAACGGCAACGCACGCUCACUACGCUAAAACUCUCGUGAAUCGCGUGAGUCCAAGAUGGCGUCGUUACCGGAAGCUAGUUAUUAAAGUUUAUAAAGUUAGAAGUUGUCCGUUUUCUGCAAUCAUAAAGCUUUGAAGUGCAAGGACAUUUACUAAAAUAACUUCAAAUGUGCUCGUUUGAAGGAUUAAGAUAUGUGUCUUGGAUUGCUUGAGGCCUAGUAAAUCAUGAGGUAAUUUUGUUAUUUGUCUGGAGUAUCCCUUUAAGUAAUUUGCAGGCAUUUCUUUAUCAGCAUCUUUGGGUUGUUUCACUCCGAGAUGUCUUUGGGAAAACAUGUUUAGGAAAAAUAUGUAGCUUUCUAUAUUUAGUAUUUAUUAUAGAAAGGUUGGAUGUGGAGUUGUAAAAGAUGGAAAAUAAAAGAGUUUUGAUAAAUGCUCCAUCUUUUCCAUUUAAAAAAAACCUUCAUGACACGUGUGUUCCUUCAGUGUAUCUUUUAUUCAUUCUUGUACUCUCAAAUUGGUCAACUUGUUGCAACUUAUCUCUAUACUAAAACACAUAUCCAUUAAUAUAAAUAGGUGAUUUAACAAUACACAUAUUCAAAUACCGUACAUAAAUCAAGUAUUAAAAUAUUAAGUUACGCACAUCAAAUAAUAAUGCAUAAAAAUAUCGCAGACAUUGAGGUCCAGUUUUAAGCAAAAACACAAACAUCACACUAUUGACAUGGCAGUAAAUAGGUAAACAAAGUCUGGAUAAACAACAAAAACUAAUAACCUAACCACUAUACGUAUUGAUAUAAAGAGAUUUUAUUCUUUAAUUUUCAUCUCUCUUCCUGAUGUUUCUGCAAAAAAAAAAAAAAAAAACACACCAAGAACCUCUCCAAAUGCCAUUGACAACUCUUCCACUAGGCGGCGUCUUUCUGCUGUAAUAAGGCAUUUAUUUUAGAUCUAUUUGGAGGCAGGCGUUUUUAUACAUAUAGA
Molecule: messenger RNA, 4466 nt
Organism: Misgurnus anguillicaudatus (oriental weatherfish)
Lineage: Eukaryota; Metazoa; Chordata; Actinopteri; Cypriniformes; Cobitidae
Source: RefSeq, a predicted model, not a curated record